AAUUGAAUUGCAGAAGCCGAUCAAAGAAAAAUGCGUGAUAUAGCAACCUUUCUUUUUGAACAGCAGAAAAAGUCAUCGGGUGAAAUUGCUCAAGAAUGGGGAACUUUGGAAAGUUUACAUAAUAAAAAAUUAUGGCACCAACUGACGCUUCAAUUACAGAAGUUUGUUAAAAUACUUACAAUCCAUCAAAGCGAUGCCCUUAUGCCGUUGUACACAAACUUUAUAGUUGACUUUGAGCAUCGUAUCAAUCCGUUAGCCUUGGUUGAGAUUGCAAUUCCAAUUGCUCGUCAAAUAAAAGAUAAUCUCGAAGCUAUUGAAUUUUUGAAUAAGAUUAAAGUAAAGGUUUCAAGUGACAAGCAAGCUAUGAUUUUAUGCCUAACAACAUCAGGGCAGUUGUAUAUGCUUGCUAGCGACAUGGAGAAAGCUAAUGAAAUAAGGAUAGAAGCUGGUGCUAUGGUUGAAGAAUUAGACGGUAUUACACCUGUUCAUGCUCCUUUUUACGAACUAUCAAGCAAUUAUCAUAGAAUUCAAGCUGAUCAUGCUAAUUAUUAUAGAGAUUCUUUAAGAUUUUUAGGAUGUAUUGAUUUGAAAUCUCUUUCAAAUGAGGACCAGAUUGAAAGAGCUUUUAAUAUUGGCUUGGCAGCAAUCCUCGGUAAAGGAGUCUAUAAUUUUGGCGAAUUACUACAACAUGACAUUUUAGAAGCUCUGAAAAAUUCUGAAAAAGCAUGGCUUGUCCAACUCUUGUUUGCUUUCAAUAGCGGUGACAUUAAGCUAUAUCAACAACUUAAAACUAGCUGGAGUAAACAACCUGACCUUUGCGUAAAUGAGACAUAUAUGAGACAAAAAAUAUGCUUGUUAACGCUUAUGGAAAUGACAUUUAGAAGACCAGCAACCGAACGAAGUUUAACUUUCGCCGAAAUAGCGAAAGAAACUAAUUUAUCUCUCAACGAAGUAGAACAUCUUAUAAUGAAGGCUUUGUCAUUAAAUUUAGUAAAAGGAUCAAUUGAUCAAGUAGAACAAGUUGUCCGUAUGACUUGGGUUCAACCCCGUGUAUUAGAUCGCGAUCAAAUUCGAUCUAUGGCUGGUCGUCUACAGAAAUGGUGUGACGACGUUAUGAGUAUGGAGGAGUUAGUUCAUAAUAGAGCAUUAGAUAUUCUAAACUAA
Messenger RNA from Dimorphilus gyrociliatus, 1164 nucleotides. The record is from the annotation of a GenBank genome assembly. NCBI's taxonomy places the organism in Eukaryota, Metazoa, Annelida, Polychaeta, Dinophilidae.